AACUUUUCUCUUCCACACACACACACACCAAGUUUCAGUUCAUGUCCUUACUGGGGCCCUCCGUAUGGACCCUUCUAUAAGUGAUUGUUAACCUACAGGACAACACUUCUCUGCAUCCAAACUUAAGUAUUUACAAUAACAAUAAUGCACUUUCUGAGCUGCUGCAUGAUGAAGAAAAUAUUUUGAAGUGAGAUCCCUUUUUAGGCCUCUGUUGGGAUGUUAAGAUAGGGAGACUUCUAAGAGUGACCCUCGUGGGGCCCUGGAUUAUAAUACCUUUAUGAUCUAUAAGUAUUUCCCAACUCAUGCUUCCUGUCAGAGCUGACUGUCUUCUUCUUUUAUGUCUAAACACUACGUGACAUCCAAGCAGGCUCCAGCAGCAGAAGAAGAGAUGGCUGUUGAUCUGUCCUCCAAGGUUUAUGGUGAAGAUGAUGAUGAUGCUGGUGAAGAUGAUGCCCCAAAGGCUCCAGCAGCAGAAGAAGAGAUGGCUGUUGAUCUGUCCUCCAAGGUUUAUGGUGAAGAUGAUGAUGAUGCUGGUGAAGAUGAUGCCCCAAAGGCUCCAGCAGCAGAAGAAGAGAUGGCUGUUGAUCUGUCCUCCAAGGUUUAUGGUGAAGAUGAUGAUGAUGCUGGUGAAGAUGAUGCCCCAAAGGCUCCAGCAGCAGAAGAAGAGAUGGCUGUUGAUCUGUCCUCCAAGGUUUAUGGUGAAGAUGAUGAUGAUGCUGGUGAAGAUGAUGCCCCAAAGGAAUUUGCUAUCAGAGGAUCAUGCCUGGUGGAUUAUUCUGACACUGAUGGAACCGAUGAGGAUUGUUUAAAUGAUCAGCCAUUGGCUCCACGCUGUGAUGAAGGUGUUCCAAAGUUGAGAAGGACGAAAAGCAUUUGGAUGAAAAAAGUUCCAGAUUUUUCUGAUGCCCUCUACGACAGUGAUGACAGUACAGAGGGCCCUUCAGCUCAGUCCAAGUCUGAGAUGGCUUUACAAAGAAUGCAUACAUUAGAAGAUUUCUGUCAACCUGUCAGUGAUUCAGAUGAGAGUAUUGUGGAAGAAACCGAUUUUGAGGAUUCCACAAAGGAUGAUUCCACUGAGCAAUCAGACAUUGAAGUUCUUCCAAAGCUGUGGACAAAAAUCAUUCAGAUGAAAAACGUACCAGAUUAUUCUGAUGCCCUCUAUCAUUCAAGUGAUGACAGUGCAGAGGAUCCAUCUACUUGGUCUAAGUCUGAGAUGUCUUCACAAAGGCGAAGGAGAAGCUGCUUCCGUCCUAGGCUGUUGAAAUUGAAGAUUGUUCACAAGAGGAUAUCGAAGAUGCAAGUAUGGCAGAAGAUCAGGGUUCAGAAGAUGAGACCAUCACCACACCAUCACAAGAAAGCCCCCUUGCCAAAAACCAGAGGAGGAAGUUUGCUAAAAAGAGAGAUGCCAGUAUACCAGAAGCUCAGGAAUCAGAAGACGAGGACAGCACCGCAUCCCUACAAGAGAGGACCUCUACAGAAAACCAGAGGAGGUUUUCAAAAAAGAGAGGUAAACAAACUGUUGUUAAAAGAACCUGGACAACAGAAGAAUGUGCUGCAGUAGAACGUCAUUUAAAGAAAUCAAUUCUGAUGAACCAAGUCCCAGGGAAGGAGGACUGUCAGCGCUGCAUCACUGCAGAACCUGAAGCCCUGAAGAAUCGAGACUGGAGGGCAGUGAAAUACUUUGUUAAAAAUCGAAUUUCUUCUCUGCG
This is a messenger RNA of Centropristis striata (black sea bass), 1709 nucleotides long. RefSeq lists its product as uncharacterized. NCBI's taxonomy places the organism in Eukaryota, Metazoa, Chordata, Actinopteri, Perciformes, Serranidae. The transcript has 12 exons. The record is from RefSeq and is a predicted model, not a curated record. Bases 338 to 1561 code for a protein of 407 amino acids.